AUGGAAAUAAUCAAUGAAAAUUCAUCGACAAUAAUUCCAGCCGAUAUACCUGUGAGUGUAGUUGGUUUAGGUCUAAUGGGUUGUAGUAUUACUACAUGUCUUUUAAUAGCUGGUCAUUCAGUUGUUGCAGUUGCACCACUUUCAAUCGAUUUAGAAACUGCUGAAAACCGUAUUCGUCAACAUCUUGUUCAAUCAUUUGAACAAGAAAUAUGUUCCAAACAAGCAGAUUAUUAUUUAAAAAAAUUAACUAUAACUGAAGAUUAUAAUCUUCUAAAAGAUACUCGUUUAGUCAUUGAAUGUACUCUUGAAGAUAUAACAAUUAAAAAACAAAUAUAUCAAAAUAUUGAAAAUAUAGUUGAUGAUUCUACGAUUAUUACAAGUAAUACAUCAGCAAUUCCAAUUAGUCUUCUUCAACAAGAAACUCGAAUACCAAGUCGUUUUCUUGGAUUACAUUGGGCUGAACCAUCUCAUACAACAAGAUUUUUAGAAAUUAUUUGUGGUGAUAAAACAGAUCAAGAAAAAGCCGAGUGGUUAUAUAAGCUUUCACAUUAUUGGUCAAAAGAACCAACACUUGUACGAAAAGAUAUUCGUGGUUUUAUUACCAAUCGUCUUAUGUAUGCUUUAUAUCGUGAAGCUUUUCAUCUAGUUGAAAAUGGAUAUGCUUCUGUAGAUGAUGUUGAUCGUGCUUGUCGAAAUGAUGCAGGUUAUUGGAUGACAUUAGUUGGAUGUUUUCGUUGGAUGGAUCUUACCGGUAUACCAGCUUAUCAUGCUGUUAUAAAAGAUUUAUUUCCUACACUUCAUAAUGGAACUGAAAUACCAAAACUUAUUAACGAUAUUGUUAAUACAGGUGGAAAAGGUAUUUUAAAUGGUAAUGGUUUUUAUAAUUACACACCGGAAGAAGCUCGUUUAUGGCGCGAAACUUUUGAAGAAUUUAGUUAUGAUAUUCGACGACUUGCAUUAAAAUAUCCCGUAGAUAUUGUAACAAAGAAAUUAGAAGAAGAAAAAAAAUAA
Adineta steineri is the source of this 1011-nucleotide messenger RNA. Lineage: Eukaryota; Metazoa; Rotifera; Eurotatoria; Adinetida; Adinetidae. The record is from the annotation of a GenBank genome assembly.